Messenger RNA from Impatiens glandulifera, 1429 nucleotides. RefSeq lists its product as uncharacterized. The transcript has a single exon. The record is from RefSeq and is a predicted model, not a curated record. The coding region runs from base 115 to 1311 and encodes 398 amino acids. NCBI's taxonomy places the organism in Eukaryota, Viridiplantae, Streptophyta, Magnoliopsida, Ericales, Balsaminaceae.
UCCUCUCUCUCUCAUCUCUCUUUACACUUUUCUCUCUCUCUUUCUUUCCAGUUUUCACACGGAUUUCUUCUGAACAAAGCGAUCCAACUCAUAUAUAUAACCAAUCUCAUCAACAUGGUUGACGUCGACCGGAGAAUGACCGGUCUAAAUCCGGCCCACCUCGCCGGCCUCCGUCGUCUCUCAGCCCGCGCCGCCGCUUCCACUCCACUACCCAUCCGUAACGGUCUUUUCUCCUUCACCACUCUAGCAGAAAAACUCAUUUCUCACCUCAAAACCUCCGGCAUAAACGUCCAACCCGGUUUAUCUGAACCCGAGUUCGCUCUCGCCGAAGCCGAAUUCGGUUUCUCAUUUCCACCCGAUCUAAAAGCCGUCCUCUCUGCCGGUCUCCCACUCGGUCCUGGCUUCCCCGACUGGCGCUCAUCCGGUUCGGCUCGACUCGCCCUCCGCGCCGCCAUCGAAUUACCCAACGCCGCCGUCUCCUUCCAUAUCUCACGAAACGCCCUCUGGUCCAAAUCGUGGGGUCCUAGACCGUCCGAUCCGGAAAAAGCGUUAAGGAUCGCCCGAUUUGAAAUCAAACGGGGACCUCUCUUGAUUCCAAUUCUUAACCAUUGUUAUAUUCCCUGUACUCCUUCUUUAGCUGGAAACCCUAUUUUCUUCGUAGAUGAGAAUAGGAUCUUCUGUUGCGGACUCGAUUUAUCCGAUUUCUUUGACCGCGAAUCUUCACUUUCCCGGACAUCCGAAGUCUUAACCAAACAACGAUCUCUCAACGAGAAAUCCACAAGAUCUUCGUCUUCAGCAACGACUAAUUUCUCACGGCGGAGCCUCGACGCCGUCACCGGCGGACGAACGCCUAGAUGGAUUGAGUUCUGGAGCGACGCCGGAGUAGAUCGCCGGCGGAGGAAUUCCAAUUCCAAUUCAUCUUCGUCGUCGUUAUCCUCGCCGGAGCGGUUAAUCGAAAUGCCGAAAUCCGAGAUUCCCAAAUGGGUUGAAGAAUAUAUAAACGAGAUGGGAUCGGUUUUAAGAGAAGGCGGUUGGAAUGAAUCGGACGUUAAAGAGAUUGUCCACGUGUCCGCUUCUGGAUUUUUCGACGGUGAGAUGGUGAUUCUCGAUAAUCAAUCGGUUCUCGAUGCGCUUCUUGUGAAAGCUGAUAGAUUUUCCGAUUCGCUCCGGAAAGCCGGGUGGAGCUCCGAUGAAGUAUCCGAUGCUUUGUGCUUUGAUUUUCGGGUUGAUAGAGUGAAGAAACCGGUUAAGAAAUUGUCGCCCGAACUAGUGGAGCGUAUCGAGAAACUGGCUGAAUCGGUUGCCCGUUAACCCGGUUUUUUUUUUUUUUUAAUAUUUUGCUUUUAAGUUUUAACAUUGUCGGAUCUUGGGUCUAGUUUAUUUUAUAUUGGAGGGUGAAAUUGGAAAUAGAAAAGAAUUGACAACUGGG